Messenger RNA from Phaedon cochleariae (mustard beetle), 2853 nucleotides. NCBI's taxonomy places the organism in Eukaryota, Metazoa, Arthropoda, Insecta, Coleoptera, Chrysomelidae. The record is from the annotation of a GenBank genome assembly.
AUGAGUCCAGUAGUGAGUGGAUAUAGUGAUCCUGAUACCCGAAAUAAUGCUCGGCCAAAGUCUAAUCACAGGAACAUUCCUAAAAAUCCAUCAAACCAAUCUACUUACAUUUCGAGAGUGCGAAGCAACACAUUGGACAAUGGGAGAGUGGGAUCUCCUACAGCAUCUUCUAGUAUGGCAGCUGAAGUUCAGCAACUGGCUAGAAGUCCAAGGAGAUCUGUAUGGAAUUUCAGUGAAGAGCCCACUAGCAAGUUACGUCUCAAAAUCGUGUGUGCUAAAAAUCUCAUGAAAAAGGACAUAUUUGGAGCAAGUGAUCCCUAUGUGAAAAUUGAUUUGAAUAAAAUUGAUGGUGAUGAAACAAUUGAUUCAGUCUUAACAAAAACCAAGAGAAAGACACUCAGUCCAGAAUGGAAUGAAGAGUUCAUAUUCAGGGUUAAACCUGCAGAACACAAAUUGGUGGUUCAAGUAUUUGAUGAAAAUAGGCUAACUAGGGAUGAUUUUCUGGGCAUGGUGGAACUUCCUCUAUUAACUUUACCUAGAGAACAAGUUGAUAGGGUUUUGCCAACUGUAAAAUAUUUGUUACAGCCAAGAAGCAAUUUUAGCGCCAGAUCUCGCGUUAGAGGAUACUUGGAGAUCUACCAUGCUUUUCUCUUUGACACCAAUUUGCCUCCGAUCGCUGUACCUGAAGAUGCACCGGUCGACGACCGAGAAUGGGAAAUUGUCAGCGAGGCUAGAGAGGAAAGUGCUGCUCAGCCUGUCUUUGUGAAUUCAACUACAGAAUCACAGACUCCUUUGCCCCAAGGUUGGGAGGAACGGCAAGAUGCGAAUGGAAGGACUUACUUUGUCAAUCACAUAGCAAGAACUACUCAGUGGGAGAGACCUACAUUAACGAAUGGCGGCACUUCGGAAACUAGAGCAGUUGAGAGGGAAGAGCAGAGGGAGGUAUUUGAGAGGAGAUUUCACAUAAGUGCUGAUGAAGAAUCAAACGAUGGCGGGGACCAUUCAAACAACACCAGCCAGGCGGGGUUACCCGAUUCGGUAGUGCGCAUCGACCGUCUGUCCGACGAUGUUGACCUUGAAAAUCGGCUGAGCUUGCGCUCUGACUCUGACACCCUCGACACCGACUACCACGCUUCGGCGGAGAGCAACGACAGUAGCCGAAGGAGCUCGGUGGAGGUGCCGCUGUACCAGCUGGGUGCUCGAGCUCGAAGUAGUCGCAGUCGGUCGGAGGAGGGCGAAAGCGGUUCGGAGCGAGACGACGACGACACCGACAGCCCGUCCUCGCGUCGCGCCUCCUCCGCCUCACAGGCCGCCCUGCCGCCCGCCCCCGCCGACCCGUCGCAGGAGGGGCUGCCCGCCGGCUGGACGGCCCAGCGCGCCCCCAACGGCCGGCUCUUCUUCAUCGACCACAACGAGCGGGCGACGUCGUGGGUGGACCCGCGCACGGGCAGGGCUAGCGCGAUGCCCGAGGCGCAGGGGCAGCGGCGGUCGGGCAGCGGGGCGGGGCGGCCCGAGGACGAUCUGGGCGCGCUGCCCGAAGGGUGGGAGGAGCGGGUGCAUUCGGACGGCAGGAUAUUCUUCAUCGAUCACAAUACAAGGACAACUCAGUGGGAAGACCCACGCCUCUACAAUCCUCAGAUAGCAGGACCGGCUAUACCAUAUUCCAGAGAUUAUAAACGAAAAUACGAAUACUUGAAGGCGCAACUAAAGAAACCGACGAAUGUACCGAACAAGUUUGAAAUAAAAGUGAGAAGACGCAGCAUUUUGGAAGACUCGUAUAGGGUUAUAACGUCCGUUUCCAGAGUGGAUUUGUUGAAAACGAAGUUGUGGAUCGAAUUUGAAGGGGAAGUGGGCUUAGAUUAUGGAGGGCUAGCUAGAGAGUGGUUCUAUCUUCUCUCCAAAGAAAUGUUCAAUCCUUAUUAUGGCCUUUUCGAAUAUUCAGCCAUGGAUAAUUAUACCCUGCAAAUAAAUCCAUUCUCAGGAGUGUGUAACGAGGAACAUCUUAGCUACUUCAAAUUCAUUGGUCGGGUAGCUGGAAUGGCUGUGUAUCAUGGAAAACUGUUAGACGCAUUUUUCAUCAGACCGUUCUACAAGAUGAUGUUGUCGAAAACGAUCGACCUCAAAGACAUGGAAUCGGUCGAUUCGGAGUACUACAAGUCCUUGCUGUGGAUAAAAGAGAACGACCCGAAAGACUUGGAACUGACCUUUUCCGUCGAUGAGGAAUCUUUCGGGCACACCUCUUUGCACGAACUCAUACCGGGCGGUGCCGAUGUGCCUUUGGACAAUUCCAACAAAGAUGAAUACAUCAAGUGCAUCAUACAGUGGCGGUUCGUGGGUCGCGUCCAAGAGCAGAUGAACGCCUUCCUCGACGGCUUCAGCGAUCUGAUACCGCUCAACCUCGUCAAGAUAUUCGACGAGCACGAGCUGGAGCUGCUCAUGUGCGGCAUCCAGCACAUCGACGUCAAAGAUUGGAAGAUCAACACCCUGUACAAGGGCGACUUCCACUCCAACCACAUCGUGAUCCAGUGGUUCUGGCGAGUGGUGUUGUCCUUUAGCAACGAGAUGCGGGCGCGGCUGCUGCAAUUCGUCACCGGCACGUCUCGGGUGCCUAUGAACGGCUUCAAGGAGUUGUAUGGCAGCAACGGACCGCAGCUGUUCACUAUCGAGAAGUGGGGGAGUCCCGAGAAUUUCCCCAGAGCGCAUACUUGCUUUAAUCGUUUGGAUCUGCCUCCAUACGAGAGUUAUACUCAUCUGAAGGAUAAGCUGAUAAAGGCUAUUGAGGGUUCGCAAGGUUUUGCGGGGGUUGACUAGUACACGUUCCAUCUGAGAUAAAGUUGAAAACAUUCUGUCCAU